Biomphalaria glabrata is the source of this 8204-nucleotide messenger RNA. RefSeq lists its product as uncharacterized. Lineage: Eukaryota; Metazoa; Mollusca; Gastropoda; Planorbidae. The transcript is spliced from 7 exons. The record is from RefSeq and is a predicted model, not a curated record. Bases 245 to 1633 code for a protein of 462 amino acids.
UUUAACCAGGAAAGGAAACUGUGUUUGGUGUGUGUCUUUCUCUGUCUUAGACACUUACUCUUAGUCUUUGAUCUAGAUCUAUAAUCUAGAUAGAUCUAUCUAGAAUCUAAAUACACCCAAUCUAGAGAGGUCUAGGUCUUGUUUAGAAUAAAUAGCGGAGCUUAGAUCUAGUCUGGAAAGAAUUAAAUACUGAUUUAGAAACUAUGAAAAGUUCAGCACUUGUUUUGGAUGUUGAUUUGUGACAAUGGAUCAGCCUAGGUAUCCACCAGAAAUAGUCCAUCUUCCCAUGUAUCAUGCUAACCUACGUAGUCGAGAUGAGGCAAAAGAAUACAUGAGACUCCAUCACAAAGGAGAAGGAAGUUACUUAAUACGUCCUAACACAACUAAUGAUCCAUCAUUUGUCAGUAUCACUGUCAGUAUAACUUCAGAAGGUGAUUGUUGCCAUGCUAAAGUAUACAUACUGAAACAAAAUGAUAGUAACUUGUACUAUAUCUCAGAACGGCAGAAAUUCAGCAUGUUUCAUCAACUUCUGAAAUAUUAUUCAGAACAUAGGAUUCACUGUACCCAGAACAUUGACAACAUAAGGUUGAAGACUGCGCUAGAUGCAGUUCUAGUUACCCAACGUUCAAGAAAUACCUUGAGUGAAAGAUCAAAUAGUUUGACUAAUGGUUCCACAGGGAGGACAAAAAAUGCAAUUCAGCAAGAUGAGUUUGAUACUCAUCCCAGACCUGGCUCUAAUAUUUCUGGACAUUCUCGGCAUAUCAACCAUACCCUGCCCAAACAUCCGAAAAUACCUAGGCAGACAUCUGAGACUGGUUCCUCUCGGGGCCAUUCCAUUAACUCACAAGACAUCCAUCGUUCAAACUCAGAAAGCGCCAUUCCUGUGACUAAGUAUGCCAAUGCUGGUGCUGUGCAGCACAAUGUCAAAAUGCUGAUUAGGUGCUUGCCACCUGCUCCGCUCCCCAAGUUAGAGGUUCCCAACGAUGAUAGUGAUUUCUACUACACCCAUGUAGAUGUCAACAAAAAUUUCUUCCAAGAAACAUACCAGUUUCUCAAGCAGAAUGAAUUGUGUGAGUGUGGGCUCAGGCUUGUAGACUCUGAGUUCCCUCAAGGAUGGACAGUGCACCGCAGUCAGGAAGCCCAGACCAAACACCGGAUAUUUUUCCAGCAUGGGGACGAUACAACUUGGGAAAUGCCUGUUGAAAUUGUACCCCUUCUCUCAAUUGAACAAAUUAAUUUCAUUAUGUAUCUCUGCAAAGAAGGACGAUGCCCAAUUCCAAACUGUUUAAAGCCAAGGAUUGACCAUGAUAUUGUUAAAAGGAAAUAUGGCGUACAGACGUUACCCAACAACUUUGAGUCCACAAUCCCAAAGCUGAAGAUAGACACAAACAAUUUAGAUAGCAGGAAACCAAACAGACUGCAAGAAGAUGCAUUUGAGAGCACUUUGGUUAAGCAGCCGGUCACCACAGGUCGCCCAGUGAGUUUUGACUCUCUUCCGACAAUGGAGAUCAAUCCUAAAGUUGGUCCCCCCACCUCUGGGAUGCAAGACAAUGCAGCAGCUUUUCAAAGGAAGAAGGAAGAUGUUCAGAUGAAACAGCUUCAACAGGAAAUGAAAGGCUUAAAGUUCACUUGAACUCCGCAGAGAGGCUCCAAAACCACCUGUAUAAGUAACAAGAACUAAUGUGUUUAGAGAAUAUAUAUAUUUUUUUGUAACAUAUUAGAAAUGCACAUCAUUAUCCUUCUAAUAACACAUUCUAGGAAUAAUUUCAUUUUAUAUUUAUUGUCCAAAAAAUUGUGUGUUUUUUUUUUAAACUAUUAUAUCAUGUUAAUGUCUGGUGGAAAUCUGAAUUUUAAAUACUUGAGACUACUUAUUUUAAUUUUUGCUGGGAAAAGCUUGGUGGUCCUAGUGCUGUGAUUUUAAUAGGCUUAGAAAUGGCUGAACAUUGUCUGCCAAGACCUUCAGAAAAAUGUAUUAGGAAUAUCUACUUUCAACUUAGGUAGUUAAGAAGUUCCACUUUGAAGUAAAUAAGGAAUGAUGAUGUCGAGCCCACCUCUGGCCAAAGGUCAAUGAGGGUAUUAGGCCAAUGGUCAAUGAUUAUAUGUGGCAAAUGGUCAAAGGGAGUUCGUGGCCGGUACACUGACAUAGUAGUCUAACGUGUCUUACAAAAUCUCUUGCACCCGUUAAUACUAAGUUGACCUAGAAAUGACAUAACAUAAAUAAUGAGCAAAAUAUUAGCUUCCACCUGGAUUUAAAAUCAAGACUGUUUUAACAAGCAAGCACUUCACCACAUACCAUCACUAUUCCUAUAUACAAGUUUAAUUUCAAAGAACACUUAACAUGUAAACAAUGUUGUAUCCUAUGUAUAGUCUAUGCCGUUUUGUAUUUGGGUGUGUGUUUGAGAUCAAUAUAUAUGUAAUAUUCUGGUGUGGCUAAGGCAUGGUAACUAGUUCUACACUGUAUUUGUUUUCACUUUAAUUCCAUGUGCACACUAUAGGCCUACAGAGUUAAUUGUAUUUAUUGUAAUAAUAUUUAUGGGAAAAAUAGUCUCACUAUGCAUGUAAUAAUUGAAUAGUAUGGAUUGUCAAAUGUUGUUUUUUUUAAAAUUUAAAUAUCUAUAUAACAUCUAUAUCUGUAAAAAUCUGUGGGAAUGGAAACAUUUGUUGAUACCGGUUCUUGAAUUGUGCUCAUGGAAAUGAAUUGAUAUAUUUGUUUGUCCUUCUUUAUUUCUCUGGAGUAACUGAACUUUCACUCUUCAUGGUGGUUAAGAAGUUGUCUUCAUAUUUAACAUAUUUUUUUUUCUAUGUUUCAAAACCGGUGUUGAUGUUCUUGUAUUGUUCACAUUAUAAUAAUCCAUGAGACUGUAUCGAGGGAGAUGUUCAAUAUAGAAAGUUUUGUACAUACUCUCUAUUGCAGCAGUAUUUUUUAUGUUAUUCAUUUUGAGUGCCAUGUGACCUUUUUUUCACUCUCGGAGACAACACCCCAGCAGUUCAAAACUGAAAAAAAAAACAACUAAAAUAAACCAAAAAAAAAAAAGUAGCUGUAUAUCAAAUUUACCAGUUGAUGAGUGGAAUUAUUUCCUUUGUGCUUCUAAUGUUAGUGCCUUUAUAAUUUUCAUGAUUAUCUUCCCUGUAAAUGCUUGUCUAGCUUUUCAUUGGCAGCUUUUUUAAAUUAUUAUUUGUGACAAUUGAGCUAAGUUUUUCUUUCUCUAAGUAUCAUCAUAAAACGUUGCUUAGAAACGGUGGGCUCAGCAAACUGGGUAAAAAAAAGUUUGUUUGUUGGUAGUUUGUUAUUUAUUUCAUUUGACUGCCUUGUACCAUUUUUGUUGAACUAAUUUUACUGUAUCUAAUAACAGAGUAACUUUAAUGGAUGUAAUUUCCCUCUCUUCCACUUACUGAUACCUUCUAAAAAAGUCCAUUAGGAAUGUCAGUGCAUCACAUCCCCAUGAUUCCUUUGAACACUGAGAAGGACAAUGGCAGACCUGGAGCUCUUCACUCUUAGUCCUGUCUAAAGCUUUAUAAAUGUAUGUGGUCACUAGUGGGUUGGGUCACACCAUAUACUAGUAUUGACCCCCAGGACUGAACCAGCUAUACUUUACUGAUACAGCUACUUUCAGCCUUUAAGUUUUUAAGAUGGGUGGAGUGAAUGUAUGGUAAAAGCUGUUAGUUUCCAAUAUCUAGGGCCCUGAUGACGGAGGUCAGUUUUUGAGUUGUGUUGCAAGAAUGCCUCUCCUCCAACUUCCUAACACUUGCCCAUCAAUAGGACCUCAGAGCAGAUCACACUGAACUUGCCCAUCAAUAGGACCUCAGAGCAGAUCACACUGAACUUGCCCAUCAAUAGGACCUCAGAGCAGAUCACACUGAACUUGCCCAUCAAUAGGACCUGAGAACAGAUCACACUGAACUUGCCCAUCAAUAGGACCUCUGAGCAGAUCACACUGAACUUUCCCAUCAAUAAGACCUCAGACAGAUCACAAGAAUUUGCCCAUCAAUAGGACCUCUGAGCAGAUCACACUGAACUUGCCCAUCAAUAAGACCUCAGAGCAGAUCACACUGAACUAAUACAAAAUAUGACAGAAUCCAGAAAUGCUACUCUCUAAAUUAUCCUCCUUGUCACCAUUCAUCAAUUACUUGUGUCAGGUUAAGAUCUUCACUAAACAAUUUGUGUCAGGUUAAGAUCUUCACUAAACAAUUUGUGUGAUAUGUUCUUAGUGUCAGCUCCCAUAAAUGUCUCCAUGUCUAUAUUUUUAUCUUGACAAAUUGGCUGUCUUCACAUUUCUGUAAUUAUGACUAUAUCUAAAGCCUUUUCUUUUAACAUUAUCUUUGGAUUGCUCUAACUGGAGGUGGUAUCCUUAGCUUUUGGAGGUUGUAAUCUUUGAGAUUUAAAUCAAUGAUAAACAUCUUUUUUUUUUGGACAUUUAUUAAAUGAGACACUACUUACUUGGAAUAUGUUGAUAUGUUCACUGAUUUGUUAUAACAUUGAUUCUUAUACCGGUACAUGACGCAUAGAUGUCUUUCACAAGCUUGUUGUUUUUUUUUUUAUUUGCAAAGGAAAUGAUUUUGUUUGUAAAUGCCUUAGUUGAUCACUGUGUGUGUCUCACUAUUUGUUGGGGCAAACUCUUCUGAACUCUUGCUCUGUGUAUCUGAUACUUUCAGCUGUUCAUCUUGUUAUUUUAAUGUCUUCUUGAAUAGUUUUUGAGUUUUUGUGUGUGAGAGGCUUUACAUCUCGAAGUUCUCUUUCCAUAUAACAUUACAGCCAUAUGUAGAUAUACAUAUUUAUAUAUAUAUUCCGUCCUGUACAACUUGUAAAUAUCUCAGAUUAUAAAGAUACAUCUACAUUAUCAUACAAAAAAUAUUGUUUAAAGUAAGCACAAAAUAUUAAUAAUAGUAAUCAAAAUAGUAAUAUUUUUUAUAUUGACUUUGCCUUAUAUUAACAUUUUGCUGAGAAUCAAAUAUUUAUAGUGUUUGACUAUUAUCUGGCCACUUUCUGUUAGCGUGUUAUUACUGACUUUCAUUCAUUCAAUUGUGAUGUCUCUAAUCAGGAGCUUUUUAGGGUUAUAUUUAUCCACAAAUUACAUAUAAGCUUUCAUCAUAAAGUUGAGUGCCUUUACAAAUCAUAUGUUUAUAUUAUGUUGAUAUAUGUUUGUUAACAUUUAUCUGCCCAAUUUCUCUUUCAUUGUUGCCAUGUUGUCAUUUUGUAUCCACCAUAAUGUUUGUUUCUGCUAAACCUAAACCUAACUUUAUGUACAUGCUGAGUUCUAUCCUGCCAACUGUAAGCCAGAAUGCCAAAAUACUUUUUGCCAAUGAAUUUUACUUUGACCAAAUGAUUCUGUUGAUCAUUUGAAGUAACAGCUGUAAGCCAACCUGUCCAUUCAUUAUUUAUUAAGCUGAAACACAUCUGCCACUAGAACCCAAAUUGACAUUAAGAUUGACCUCCCUUAGUACAUUUUACAUCAGCCUCUCUUAAGUGGAGGUUUGUAAAUUGUUUUCUUGUAUCUUGCUUACUUGUCAUUAGUAAUAUGAAAUGAAUUAUCUGUAAACACCACCCUUCUUUUUUCAACAUUGAGGAAACUAUCCACAAGCAUGUAGAGAGCAAGGCAUGCAUUCAUGAGACAUUUUAUAUUUAUACGGUUAAUUAUGUGUUAAAUAAGUUUAUAAAGAAAUAUUGAACUAAACAUUUUUUGCAGUUCAUUAAUUAAUUAUUGCCUCACUAAAUCUGGCUCUAGAUCAUGCCUUCUUUAUGCAAUGAAAUUCUCUCAUUUGUACAUAUUUGUUAACUCCCUUGAAAUGUGCAUGUUCAUUAUUUUAACCUUUAAAAUUAAAUAAUCAAAAAUAGAAAAGUAAACACCAAUGAGAAUUAUUUGUUUAAGGUACAACUAAUUCACAUUAAACAGUACAAAGUACAACAAGCUUAAUAUUUUAUCUGUGACACUCUUAUGCAACAUUUUGUUUUCCCCUGUUCAUCUCUUCCUUGGCUAUAUCAAAUUGAGUUGUUUCUGUUGUAACCCGCACUAAUCUGGUUUCUAUAAAUAUUUCUGUCACAAUUUCAUUUUAAUUUGAUGCAAGUGAAUUGAAACUGUCAAGAUGUAAAUAUAAAAGUUCAUGUUAUUGUUGAAUAUUAUCUGGAGAUCUUAAUGGGUUUUUUUUAUCUUUUUUUUUUCAGGGUAUUUUCUACAUUUUUUUUUUAAACAUUCACUAAUUUUUUUUUUCUACAUUUUAUUUUUAAGGAGAUAUGUGCCCAAACUAUGUGCCCAAACUAUGUGCCCAAACUAUGUGCCCAAACUAUGUGCCCAAACUACUUUGCAGUAUCUGACACUAUUUUGUGGACGUCUUUAAUACUAGCUUGUCAAAAUCAUAUUUAUGUUCUUAAAGCAUCUACAUUUUGUCAUCUGUCUAGACUUAUAGUGUACAUUGUGUGUGAGCAAGUGUACAAAUACAAGUAACAUCAAAAAGUGUCUAAAUACAUUAAAUAGAAGAAAGUUUAAAUGUAGAUAAAUCAUUAGAAAUUGUACAAAUAUUACAGUUCAUUAUAUCGAUAAAUUGACAAUCAUUAUGUGCUUAACAACUUUUAUAAUCAUGAUGUCGGAUACAAUAAUGGCAGUAAUAGACAAACCCAACAAAUAUACAUUCCGGUAAUACAUAUUUUAAUAAAUAUUUGUGUUAUUUUGAAUUAUUUUUAUGCCUGUUUGGCAAUUUGAGAAAAAAAAGUUAUAACAACUGAUUUCCUUUCAAUUGUUAUAGUGGUAAUGUUAUAAUAAAUUAUUCUUAAAUUGUUAGAAAAUUACACAUUGUCAGCACAACACAGGAUUUUGUAUUCACUAGAUUGAUACUGAUCAGGGCCAGCUGAUUCUAGAGCCGAGAUUGUCAAAUGCUUGAGAUUGGUGUUAAGGUGACAUAAUGUUAAUGGUGUGGUUUUUAAUUGACACCAUCAGUUUAGGACCUGGUGCUAAUUAAAGUCACAAGAGAUCAGUUCAGCACUAGUCUGCACCACAGAAGAACAAACCAAACCAUCAACUUGACAUAUUUGUCCAAUCCUAGCCGAGUAUUUGACUCUGAAACAUGAAGAAAUAUAUUUUGUAACAUUUCAUAUGAAAUAAUAGAUGAAACUAUUUCUGAAAAUAGAACUUUUUAAAAUCUAAUGCAAAACAAUCAAUGCCUCAAAUCUGGCUCUAGAACAUGCUUCUUUAUGCAAUAGAAUUCUCUCAUCUGUACAUAUUUGCUAACUCCCUUGAAAUGUACAUUUGUUUCAUGGUUAGUCAUAGACUUUCUCAUUGUUUUGGUAUGCUUUAGAUUUUGCAGCCAUCAAUAGCGAGUUUUUGAUUUAGUGCAAGCUCAUUCCAUUAUUUGAAAUAUAAUGACCAAUGUAAAGGGGAACUUUUUUCUUUCUUUCUUUUUUUUUUACUGUGGACAAUUUUGUUUGAAAUUUAUAACUUUUUAUUUUAUGAGGCUAGACACUAAAUGUAUAUUCAUUUGUUGUGAGUUGCUUAAUAAUGAGAUAUUAAUUUUGUUUUUGAUUUACUCUAUUUAUUCAACUUUUGUGUACCUUUUAUUGUUAUUUAAGUAGCAUAAAUAUAUACCAGAGUUAUGGAAAACUCACUCACUAACGAUAUCAUCUAACAUAAGAACAUUGUGGAAGGAAAUAUAUUGAAAACAUAAGCACCACUUUUCAGUCAUUUUUUUGACCAUUUAAAAAUAGCUUAAAGACAGAAUUGACCAAAACAGUUUUUGAUAAGUAGUUCAAGGGAUAAAGGUAACCCUUUCAGACCUUGCAAUCCAUGCCUGGUACCUAUUAGAGUAGGCUGGACUCAGGGGUGUCCUAAAAAUCCUGAAAUAAAAUCCCAGUCUUCAGCUGAUUGGAACUUGAAACCCCUCAUAAGGAAGCCAAGUACUUUACUACUUAGCAACCACUGGUCUUUAGCAGAAAAAAAAUGUAUUUGAAAGUAAUGAGUCUAAUUAGGUUCCUAUUUUAUUAAGAACUUGAUUUACAGGGACUUUCUAUGUAAACUUUGGGAACAUUUUCAAUGUAUCCAGAGGUGAUCACUUCUUGGCCUAGAUUUAGUUCAUAUUUUCCAUUCUAUUGGUUGAAAUCUGUUUGCGUUCUUUAUAUUGGAUUUAAACUUUGAUGUUAACUUAAUGAAAGUUUUUGUUCAUGCUUGCACUGUCACCACAGAGAAUUAAUAAAUGUUGGAUCACAACUACACAUUUCA